CGCAUUUCCAGCUUGACGAACCUCGUACUGAUAUGGCGGCCACCUUGGUAUGCGACUCUUUCGUGUUCGACCCACGGCCCGAUUAUCAAUUCCGCCUUGCCAUCAAACGCUACCGGGACCUAAAUAAUAACCAUACUGACGAUGACGCUCUAACGCUUGUCUUUGCCCACUGUGUUGGAGGGCACAAAGAACAGUGGGAGCCAACCCUGGAGCACCUCUACGAUUUCGUCAGCCGCGAGCCCAAUCUGAAGAUACGCGAAGCUUGGUGCAUUGACGCGCCAGAUCAUGGAGAUUCGAGCAUAUUCAACGAUCAUCUCCUGACCUCGGCGUUGGACUGGAGGCCAGAAUCAUCUCUUGGUUGGGAAGACUAUGCACGGAGCAUACACGCCUUUUUAUCCGGUCUAGGCAGUGGUAUCGAUGUCGACUUCCGCUCACGCAAACUCGUCGCCGUUGGUCAUUCGCUCGGCGCGGUCGCAUUCGUACUUUCGACCCCUUACCUCCCCAAAGUGAAAUUCUUGUCUAUGAUCCUGAUUGAGCCAAUGAUCAUACGAAAACCAAAGCCCGGUGAAUUCAAGAUGGAGUACUCUGAGAUAAUUGCGAAACGAAGGGACAUCUGGCCCAGCCGCGAAGAAGCCAUGCGCUUCUUCACAUCAGAGAAGCAGUGGCAAGGCUGGGACCCUCGUUCCUUCCAGAUCUAUGCUGACCAUGGUCUCAGAGAUCUUCCCACAGAGACCUACCCUAAUCUCACUCAGGGCGUAACAUUGAAGUGCACAAAGCGGCAAGAAGCGGCACUUUAUCGUGACCGCUUAUGCUCGCUGCGAGCUUUCCAAUACUUGCAUGUCCUCUGCCAACGCAUUCCAGUUCACCUGAUCCAUGGAGAGCAUGCGGACUUUAUACCUCGUUAUUUCCAAGAAGACAUACUGAAAGUGGCUACGCGCGGACAUCAAGCCACAUCGAGCAAAGUCCCUGGUGGAGGACAUAUGGUCGUACACACACAUCCAGAAGAGACGGACAAACGGGCAAGGCUGUGAACCGCUGGACCAUUUAAGCAUGCUGCCUUGUGCAAUGUACUGUCGUAAAUCAGAUAUUCUUAAAGCUGUGUACCUCAAACAUGCACAUAGAUGACAGUCUCCUGAGUUCGUGUUCUGUUGGAGGCGCCAGAACUCGGACCUCGCCUAAUCCUGUACCACUUUUC
Phanerochaete carnosa HHB-10118-sp is the source of this 1195-nucleotide messenger RNA. RefSeq lists its product as uncharacterized. The transcript is spliced from 9 exons. NCBI's taxonomy places the organism in Eukaryota, Fungi, Basidiomycota, Agaricomycetes, Polyporales, Phanerochaetaceae. Bases 33 to 1031 code for a protein of 332 amino acids. The record is from RefSeq and is a predicted model, not a curated record.